This is a messenger RNA of Ictalurus furcatus (blue catfish), 1912 nucleotides long. RefSeq lists its product as uncharacterized. The transcript has 7 exons. The record is from RefSeq and is a predicted model, not a curated record. Bases 477 to 1025 code for a protein of 182 amino acids. Lineage: Eukaryota; Metazoa; Chordata; Actinopteri; Siluriformes; Ictaluridae.
UAAGAAGUGAUUUAGUGGACUUGAAAUGAUGGUGUUUUUGCACAUCAUCAGUGUUAUAAUUUACACACAUUAGAGGAUAAUGUGAUAUAAUAUCUGGGGCAAACAAGAAAUAAUCAAGUAUUAUUUAAAAGUAUGUUGUUUUGUUUAUUUUUACUCCUCAUUGUUGGAUUAUUCCUGGUUUCUUUUCCUUUUAUUUUGCUGAUGUGGAAAUCAGACCCUUUUAUGGCCGUUUUCUAUCGUUUUAUAGUUAAACAUUUAUUCAUUUAGAACAGAGUGUAACGAUCACGUGUAGUACUGCGAAUAUCUGGCAACCAGUUGACAGAGAGAGCUUUAUUCUGAGCAGAGACACUAAACCGAGUCCGAUUAUUUACAGGGUUUCAGAUCAGAUCUCUGAAGCGGGAGGGAAAGUUUUAACAUUAGAUUUAACAGUAAAGCAGAGAGUAAACUCUGACCCCGCCGAGCUGCUGCUGGUGUUGAUGAAGAUGAAGAUGAAGAUGAAGAUGAAGAUGAUGUUGCUCUUCCUGUCUGUCCUGCUCUUCCUCUCUCAUUUCUCUGCCACUUUUCCUCUUAAAGGCUGCGUGUGUGAGCCUGUGGAGAACGCCGUCAACACCACACGACUCAUUAACACACUGUGGAUCAUCAGGAACAAACCCACGUCCUCGGUAAAUCUGACAUGUGUCUGUGUGUGUGAGUGCCGGCGUGUUGUUCAGCUCAACAUCAACGAUUCAGUGAUUGAGGUGAAGGAGAGCGAGCGAGAGGUGCUGGAGGACGAGUGUGUGAAGCUGGUGGAGGAUCUCAGCAGGAAGAAGGAAUCAGGAGACUUGUCUGUGUUGUCUGUUGUGACUCCGCUCGUAGGAGCUUCGAUCUUCAUCACUCUUCUUCUGCUCAGCUUCACAAUGUUUAAAAGACAAGAGUCUCAGGCUGGAGGUGUUUUAGGCUCUCUUAUUCAUUAUCCAGCUCACUCUCUGGAGAAGACGACGAAUCCGGGAACAUUUCUACCUCCAGAGACUAAAAUUCCCUACUGACACGGUGAAGAUCAUUUACAGCGUGUCCAGAUGAGAGCUCGUCUUGGAGAAGGAAAGGAUUUUUACUGCAACACACACACACACACACACACACACACACACACUUCUUCCAAGUGGCUCAAGAAUACACGGUGGUGUGUAACGCUUUCUUGCUGCACUGAAAGUCGUACAGGACUCAAAACAGCUGAAAUGCAAACUGAGAAUUCAUCAGUGUUCUUUACUACAGCAUUUUUCAUUCUAAGGCUCCAUUCCAAACAGACUCUGCUCUAACGCAACUUAUUUAGAACUGCAAGGGUCUUUCCUUCUUUUCUUUGUAGGGGAAGAACUCUCUAUUUCUUAUCUUUUUCAUCAAUAAGUUGAAGUUGAACUUUUCAGACUUGCAGUGUUUAUUUGUCUUGUUAACCGUAUUGUGGGAAAGUAAAUCAGUAUAAUGUAUUUAUUACUUUUUUCCCCUCUCUCAGACUCUCUGACUGCCACAAAUGUACACAACAUGAUGUAAUGUCCUGCACUUGUAAGAUAAGAUCGGUGAAUCAUUAAAGCACAAAGAAGGCUUUAUAAACAUUAUAAGCAUGAAUGAAUGCUAAACUAUACUCUGUCUGUUUUGAUUCCAUUAAAAAUUAAUGCUAAUUAUACACAUCAUUCACUGUUUUUUUUCUUGUUCAAAUUAUUUCAAAUGUAUUUUUUAUUUCCUUUUAAAACAAGUCUACACUAUAAUAUACUUAAUAUUUCUAAUAAAGCACUUUUCGAAAGAAACACUCAGAAUUUGUUUUUUUUUUAGAUAAACGAGUUAAUUUGGAGUAUUUCCAUAUUUAUUUGCAUAUUUUUGUAUUUUUUGCGACACUUGAAACAACACUGAAGACUGAAAUCGAUGAUCAAUGAGGAACUGG